AUGGACAAUCUCGUCGCCAUCGGCGUAGGUCUUGGGCUGCGCGCACUCAUCGACGUCGUGACGCAUCAUAACCAUCGCGUCAAUGGCUCCCUCGUCGGCCUCUGGGAAGGCGCCGUUCUGCGUCACUUUAUCACAAAAUACCCUUCCUCGCUCGACCCCUACAUCGCUUAUGGCUUCAGGCUACUCGUGGACUUGCUAUGGACGAACAGCUGGAUGCGUCUCAUCAUUGUGGUCUUGUGGACACUGAUGGGG
Molecule: messenger RNA, 252 nt
Organism: Dichomitus squalens LYAD-421 SS1
Lineage: Eukaryota; Fungi; Basidiomycota; Agaricomycetes; Polyporales; Polyporaceae
Exons: 1
Source: RefSeq, a predicted model, not a curated record